AUGAAAGAGUGCCAUGAUCAAGAGGAAGUCGGAGAUGAGCAGGCUGCCGCCAUCAGACUAUGGCGUCCGUCGGAGCUCUCACUGGAAUAUUCGUUGAGAGAAAGCGGUGGUGGUAGACUAGCAAGAACGGAAUCAAUCCUUCAGCACCCACUCUGCUCGACACCCAAUGAAGGGUGUUUGACCUUCAUUUUGCUCUUGAGGAAAUCACUGUUGGCGCCUUCAAAGAAUCAAGAAAUAAAAGACGGAUCUGAUAGCCCCGUUCCUCUCCAAAGACGAUGUGGAAGACUGCUGAGUGCUUCUGACAAACGAUUACUGUGUGUCGGAGAUGGGAGCUUCACUGGAGGUGAGGCUAUCGCUGGAGUGGAGGUGUGGAAUCGGUCAUGGAGGAAGGCGCUAUUUGGCAUCGAAGCUGGAAGCGAUGAAGGUACUUUACUUUCAAGGAAAGGAGUCGGCGAUCGCAACGCAUCACCCUAUGUUUUCCGACCAUGAGAUCUUUGGGAUUAUACUAUGAUAUGGUUUUAUGAUGACAUGCUUUGAUUGUUGAUGUAUUGGUUUUGACAUGAUAUGUUAUUAUGGAUGUUUUCUUAUAUUGUUGG
Molecule: messenger RNA, 596 nt
Organism: Lactuca virosa
Lineage: Eukaryota; Viridiplantae; Streptophyta; Magnoliopsida; Asterales; Asteraceae
Source: the annotation of a GenBank genome assembly